AUGCAGAAGUUCGAUCCUCCUUCCUACCCUCCUCCGCCUCAAUACUCGCAGGAGCCUGAAGAGGAAUUGUAUGAUCAAACCGACUUGGAAAAUGGCCAAUUCCAGAAUUACAGCGAGAAGCCAGUGAGUUCCGAAAACUUUGAGGAAAGUUUUAAGAUAGAAAAGCCAAAAUGGAAUGACUGGCCAUUCACACUUUUCUUCCUCGCUGUCGUUGUUGGAUUCGUAGCUGUAGCAGUAAUUACUAUCAAUGCCUUGAGAGCUAGGUUCGGUUUUGAAGGAACAGGCAUCUAUGGCUCGUCCAAUACCUUCAGUUUGAAUACGAAUACGAUCGUCUUGUUCGCUUUUGUCAUUGUCGUGGGGUUGGUAUUGUCUACUUUGAUUAUGGUAUACGCUCGUAUGGCUCCCCGGAUUUUUAUCACUACUGGUUUGAUCUUGAAUGUGGUAUUGGGCAUCGGUACAGCCAUUUAUUAUUUCGUAGUUCACUAUUACUCUGCUGCCAUUGUGUUCUUGGUGUUCUCGCUCUUCUCGGCCUACUGCUACUGGAGUUGCCGUAGCAGGAUCCCGUUCAGUGCGACCGUUCUUGAGAUUACCAUUGAUGUCAUGAAAAGAUACCCCUCAACCUUGGUAGUUUCCCUCAUUGGUAUAAUUGCUUCGGCUGCUUUCAGUGCUUUGUUUAGUAUUGUAAUUGUCGCUACUUAUGUUAAGUUUGAUCCUAACCCAAACAACGAAGGUUGUUCUGUUGGUGGAGGCAACUGUUCGCAAGCCAAGUUGGUAGGUGUUCUUGUGUUUGUGUUCUUUGCUGGAUUCUACAUAUCUGAAGUUUUCAGAAAUGUCAUCCAUGUUGUCAUAGCUGGUAUUUAUGGUACCUGGUAUUACUUGGCUGGAUCCGAUCAGGGUGCCCCAAGAGUUCCAGCUUUAGGUGCUUUGAAGAGAGCCUUGACUUACUGUUUUGGUUCUAUUUGUUUCGGUUCUUUGAUCGUAGCUUUUAUCCAACUUCUCAGGGCAUUUAUCCAAGCUCUUAGACAGAAUGCCUUAGCUGGUGGUGACAACUGCGCCUUCUGUGCUCUCUGUAUUCUUGAUUUGAUCGUUGGUUUCAUCGACUGGAUGGUCCGUUACUUCAACCAUUAUGCUUACUGCUACGUUGCUUUAUACGGAAAGAGUUAUCUCAGAUCAGCAAAGGACACCUUCGACUUGCUCCGUUAUAAAGGUAUGGAUGCUUUGAUUAAUGACUGUUUCAUUAAUACUGCAUUGAAUUUCUAUGCCUUGUUUGUUGCCUUCGUCACUGCUCUCUUGUCUUUCCUCUACUUGAGAUUCACUGAACCAGAUUACAAUGCUGACGGUAACUUCUAUGCGCCAGUUAUGGCGUUUGCCUUCUUAAUCUCUGGACAGAUCACCCGUGUUGCUACUUCAGUCAUCGAGUCUGGUAUUUCUACAUUCUUCGUCGCCUUGGCUAAGGACCCAGAAGUGUUCCAGAUGACUAACAGGAACAGAUUCGACGAGAUCUUCAGAAACUACCCCCAGGUAUUACAGAAGAUCACCAGUGACCAUUAG
Messenger RNA from Scheffersomyces stipitis CBS 6054, 1551 nucleotides. RefSeq lists its product as uncharacterized. The record is from RefSeq and is a predicted model, not a curated record. Gene Ontology annotation, molecular function: transmembrane transporter activity. Gene Ontology annotation, biological process: transmembrane transport. Gene Ontology annotation, cellular component: plasma membrane. NCBI's taxonomy places the organism in Eukaryota, Fungi, Ascomycota, Pichiomycetes, Serinales, Debaryomycetaceae. The transcript is spliced from 4 exons. Bases 1 to 1551 code for a protein of 516 amino acids.